Messenger RNA from Ichthyophthirius multifiliis, 2412 nucleotides. RefSeq names its product phospholipase eta 2, putative. Gene Ontology annotation, molecular function: phosphatidylinositol-4,5-bisphosphate phospholipase C activity; calcium ion binding. The record is from RefSeq and is a predicted model, not a curated record. The transcript has 4 exons. Gene Ontology annotation, biological process: intracellular signal transduction; lipid metabolic process. Lineage: Eukaryota; Ciliophora; Oligohymenophorea; Hymenostomatida.
AUGUUUAAAAUACAAUCAAAAAUAAACUAAAAGUAAAAAAAAGUAUUCUUUAUAUACAAUGAUGAUAUUAAAUAUUUACAAUGGCUUUCUGAUAACAAAAAAUACACACAAUCAAGAAUUCUAUUAACUGAUAUAUAAUAGAUACAAUCUAACUAUACAUUAAAAAAUAGAGAUCCCAAAAAACUUUUUUAUAUAUAAUCUUCUAAAUAUAAACUUCUUUUAGAAUUUUUUUCUGAAAACGAUAAAAUCACAUUUUAAUAAGGACUUAAUUUUUUUAUUGAAAAAGCCUAAGAAAUCGAAAUAAUUGAAAAAUAAUAAGAUUAAAUAAAAUAUAUGGCUAAGAACUUAUUUUUAAAUGCUGAUACUGAUGGAAAUCGAUAAUUAGAUUAUCAAGAAAUUUUUUAACUUUUAAAAAGCCUACAAAUAAGUAUAAAUGAUAAAUAUUUGCGUUAAAUUUUCAAAUAAUUUGAUAUAAAUAAAAACGGCUAAAUUGAAUAAGAAGAGCUAGUUUUUAUAAUUAGAGAUAUUUCUAAAAAAAUAGAAUUAUAGGAAAUUUUUAAUAAAUACUCAUUAUCCGGGUUUAUGAUGCCUGAAUAAUAUUAAUAAUUUUUGAGUAAAGAAUAAAAGGAAUAAGUACCUAUAAAUAAAGUUCAUGAAAUAUUCAAAAGCAUAUGUUUAGAUAAUAAUUAAUAAAAUCUAAAAAUAGAAUUUUAUUAAUUUAGUAAUCUUAUUUUUAAUGAAAACAAUAAUAUAUUAAACCCUAUGGAACAAGAAAUACAUUAAGUAAAAUUUAUUUUUUAUUUAUAAGUUAUAAUAUUAAAGGAUAUGGAUCAUCCAUUGACAGAUUAUUUCAUUAACUCAUCCCAUAAUACAUACUUAAUGUCAAAUUAAUUAAUUGGAUAAUCCUCUAUUUAAGCAUAUAUUAAUGCUUUUUAAAAAGGUUGCAGAUGUGUAGAAUUAGAUUGUUGGGAUGGAGCAAACGAUGAACCAACAGUAUAUCAUGGAUAUACAUUAACAUCUAAAUUGCUAUUUAAAGAUAUUUUAAAUUGCGUGAAUGAAUAUGGGUUUAAAUAUAGUUAAUAUCCUAUUAUUUUAUCUUUAGAAAAUCAUUGUACAAUAAAAUAUUAGAAAAAAAUGGCUUAGUAUAUGUAGGAUAUACUUAAAGAAAAAUUGUAUAUAGUACCACUUAAUUGGGAAUAGUUAAAUGAUUAUAAAUCUCCGAAUUAAUUAAGGAAUAUGGUUAUAGUUAAAAAUAAAGGGAAAGUUGAUAAAAUUUACUCAAAUAUAGAAGAGAUUAGUGAUUCAGAUAAUGAAAACAAUUGUAUAAAAAGAAAGAUAUAAUAAUAGCAAGAAUUAUAAAAAGUAAAAUAAUAAUAAUAUUAACAAGAAUAAUAAAAAUUAAAAAAUGAUUUUUAGGAAGAAUAAGAAAAAAUAAAAUAAUAACAAUAACAAUAGUAAUACUUAUCCUAAAAAGAUGACAAAACAAUAAAUAAAUUACUAUAAGAAUAAUAAAGAAUAAAAACCUAAUCAUCAAAAGAAUUAGAUGAAUAUGACGAUAGACUACAAAAGAACUCCAAGAAAAACAACAUAAAAAAAUAAAAAUAAAUAAAAGAAUGUAUAGAACUUCUCAGAGUAACUUCAUUGUUUGGUUGUCAUAUGAGAAUCGAAGAUACCUAAAAAAGAUGUUGGUAAAUAAGUUCCAUUGACGAAAGUAAAGUCGAAAAAUUACUAACCACAAAACCCAAAGAACUUGUAGACAUUAAUAAAUAAGCUUUCACCCGUGUGUAUCCAGGUGGACUAAGAAUAGAUUCUUCAAAUUACAAUCCUAUAAACGGAUUUUUGUCUGGCUCUUAAAUAAUUGCUUUGAAUUUCUAAACGAAUGAUUUUUUCUUGUUAUUAUAUUUAUCUAUAUUUUAAUAAAAUGGAGACAUUAAAUGCGGUUUUGUUUUAAAACCAUAAUAUAUGUUAAAAUAUGAAAAAAAUCCUUAAUAUCCAUUUAUGAUGAGUUAAGUAAGGAAAAUUAUUAAAAUAAAAGUAAUUAGUGCUUCCUAGUUAAUUUAUGAAAAUUAAGACUCUGAUAUUAUGGAUCCUUAUGUGGAAGUUUCGGUUUGGGGAAGUGAAUUAGAUAGAGAAAACAAUUAGACUAAAAUCACUAAUUAUGUAAAUAAUAAUGGUUUUCAUCCAAUUUUUGAGGAUAAUGAAUUCACUUUUUAGUUCGUUUGUCCAGAAAUUGCUUAAGUUAUUUUUAAGGUUAAAGAUAGUGAUUAUGGAAAAGAUGUAACUAUUGGAUAGUUUGCGAUACCUGUUAAUUGUAUUAGGUAAGGAUAUAGGAUUGUCUAGUUGAGAAAUAGUUAACUUAAUUUUUUCUAAAACUCGUUUAUACUUGUUCAUAUUUAAAUUAUAGAUUAAUGA